GCGUGAUGGAGCAGCGCCCCUGGCAGGGGGGCGGGCGGGGCAGGUGUCGCUGAGAGAUGAGCCCCGCCCGGGCGGCUGGUGCUCUCUCCAGGUGAGCAUUGCUCAGAGCAGCGGGAAAUGACUGCUGGGAGCGGGUGUGAGGUGGCAGCCAGCCCCGACGCUGGCGCAUAGCAGUCCCGGGAGCUGGGUGCUAGGAGCUCCACUCCCCGCCGUGGACAUCAGGAGCAGCUGGAGUGCCGCCUCCCCGCCACCACCAGGGUCGGGGCAGCAUGAGCCGGGCAAGGCACGUGGGCAAGAUCCGGAGACGCCUGGAGGAUGUCAAGAGCCAGUGGGUCCCGCUGGCCAGGGCCGACUUCAGCGACCACGAGAGCGCCCGGCUGGCCACAGACGCCCUCCUGGACGGCGGGCCUGAGGCCUACCAACAGGUGCUCAGCCAGGAAGGCGAGGUGGACUUCUUGUCCUCCGCGGAGACCCAGUACAUCCAGGCCCAGGCCAAGGAGCCCCCCUGUACCCCGGACACCCCGGGAGGGGCCGAGGCCGGGACCAAGGGCCUGGACUCCUGCUCCCUGCAGUCAGGGACCUACUACCCUGUGGCCUCGGAGGACAGCGAGCCGGCCCUGCUGCACACCUGGGCCUCGGCCGAGAAGCCCUACCUGAAGGAACCGUCCAGCGCCACCGUGUACUUCCAGACGGACAAGCACAGCAACAUCAGGGACCUCAUCCGCCGCUGCAUCACCCGGACCAGCCAGGUCCUGGCCAUCCUGAUGGACGUGUUCACGGACGUGGAGAUCUUCUGUGACAUCCUGGAGGCGGCCAACAAGCGCGGGGUGCUGGUCUGCGUGCUGCUGGCCCAGGGAGGCGUGCCCUCCGACCGGCACCUCAAGAACAUUUCCAUCCGGAGUGUGGAAGCAGAGGUGUACUGCGCCAAAUCAGGCAGGAAGUUCGCCGGCCAAGUCCAGGAGAAGUUCAUCAUCUCGGACUGGAGAUACGUCCUUUCUGGAUCGUACAGCUUCACCUGGCUCUGCGGACACGUCCACCGGAACAUCCUCUCCAAGUUCACGGGCCCGGCCGUGGCGCUGUUUGACCAGGAGUUCCGCCAGCCCCACGACAGCCCCCUCGCUCUGUACAGCAAACUCAGCGCCUGCAGGCCCCCGCGCCUGCAGCUGGAGCAGCUGGGCCUGCUGCCCAGGGCGCCCCAUGUCUGGAGGCCGUUCCUACAGGCCUCCCCUCAUUUUUGAAGGCCCCCCCCCAUGCUGCCCUCCCAGGACCCCUGGGAACCCACCUCAAUGACCGGCAGCUUUGCUUCCUGUAGAACUAAAGGCACCUGGACAACACUGGUGCCUGUUCGAAUGUUCUCAGGCCUGAGAGCGUUCACUUGCCAACCCCACCAGUCCCUGGGUUCCCCUCUCUAGUUUGGACUACGCAGCACAUUCCAGAAGGUUCCAGGGUGGCGGCGUGGGGAACUAGAGGACAGAUGGUCAAAGUAGGGCCCUUCCUUCCAAAGAGCAGCCAGUGCCUCCACAUGCCCAUUCUUUGACUCGCUGGGAUGCGAGAAGGGCAGAUGCAGCCACGUUUCAUAGAUGGGUAAACGGGCACCGAGCAAUAGAGGGUGGUGUGACCAAGGUGCUCCGUUUCCCAGUUCGCAGGAACAGCCUUCUCCCCAGAGAUUCGGGAGAGAGAUCGGGGAGAAGGCCUGGGUGUUUCUGGGAGGGGGGACAGCUCCUGCUCCCUGGAAGGCGGAAGCCUGGGUAUCCCUGGGCCCGAUGGCGUAGGGAUGAGGCCCCACAACUGCCACUGUAAGCCGUGUGGGGCCGGUGGAGACUGCAGCGGCAGAGAGGGGCAGGCCGGGGAUCGCGGUGGGCAAGGCAGCUCGGCAGCUCCAUGCUGAGUCACUUCCAGGCUGACGCUCCCAGAGCGUCCAGAGCAGGUGCAGUUGGCCUCAAGGUGGAGGCCCCUCCAGGGGGCCGCGUUCCUAAGAGACUGUGGUGAGCAGCCCCCCCACGU
Myotis davidii is the source of this 2004-nucleotide messenger RNA. RefSeq names its product family with sequence similarity 83 member A (gene SACK1A). Bases 270 to 1238 code for a protein of 322 amino acids. NCBI's taxonomy places the organism in Eukaryota, Metazoa, Chordata, Mammalia, Chiroptera, Vespertilionidae. The transcript is spliced from 6 exons. The record is from RefSeq and is a predicted model, not a curated record. Gene Ontology annotation, biological process: epidermal growth factor receptor signaling pathway.